UUGUGCAAAAUUCAGCGAUGAGUGUCAAUGAGAUAAUAUAGAAACACGUUAUCAUUAUUUUUACGAUGUUUUUUUCACCAAUUUAAAGCUAAAUACUAUUAUUUGAACCUUAUUUAUUAGCGAUAGCGUUCCCGUUUAAGAUUUUGUAAGUGUAAAAUAAGAAUGUGGUCAUCUCAAUCAGUCAACAAUGGCAUUCAAAACAAUAAAGAAAAUGUUACACAAAAAAAUGAUACAAAAAUACCUACUUUGGGUAUGACCUCAGCUAUAUCCACAGCUCCUCCUAAACCAUCUGAUCUUUUAAAGACAGCAGAAUUAGAAGAAGCACUUAAACCAUUUGAUGUUUUUGAAACUGAGCAAGAAUUAAACCAUCGUAUGGUUAUUUUAGGCAAAUUAUAUUCGUUGGUUAAACAAUGGAUUAAAGAUGUUUCUAUAUCAAGAAACAUGCCAGAAUCAGUUGCUGAAAAUGUUGGAGGCAAAAUAUACACAUUCGGAAGCUACAGAUUAGGUGUUCAUAAUAAGGGGGCUGACAUUGAUGCACUUUGUGUUGCACCAAGACAUAUUUUUCGUUCAGAUUUUUUUAAUUCAUUUUAUGAAUUACUUAAGAAACAACCAGAAGUGACAGAUCUAAGGGCCGUUGAAGAAGCUUUUGUACCGGUUAUAAAGAUGAAUUUUGAUGGCAUAGAAAUAGAUAUGUUAUUUGCUAAAUUGUUGCUUAAGGAAAUCCCAGAUUCCAUGGACCUUCGGGAUGAUCUUUUGCUAAAAAACUUGGACCAGAAGUGUGUUCGAAGUUUGAAUGGGUGUAGAGUAACAGAUGAAAUUCUGCGCCUUGUCCCCAAUAUCGAUAAUUUUAGACUAGCACUUAGAGCAAUUAAACUAUGGGCCAAAAGACACGGCAUCUACAGCAACGCUUUGGGGUAUCUCGGUGGAGUCUCGUGGGCCAUGUUAGUAGCAAGAACGUGUCAGCUAUAUCCAAAUGCGGCGGCUGCGACUUUGGUCCAUAAAUUUUUCCUUGUGUUUUCUCAGUGGAAGUGGCCUCAACCAGUAUUACUCAAGCAACCAUCAAGUGUCAACCUUGGAUUUGCUGUGUGGGAUCCUAGGGUCAACAUUCAAGACAGAUACCAUUUGAUGCCGAUUAUAACCCCAGCGUAUCCUCAACAAAAUUCCACGUUUAAUGUCUCAGCAUCUACACGCCACAUAAUGAUGGAAGAAUUUAAAUUGGGUUUGCAAUUGACAGACGACAUAAUGUUAAAUAAACAAUCGUGGGACAAACUGUUUGAACCACCAUUAUUUUUUAUGAAAUAUAAGCAUUUUAUAGUUCUACUGGUUAGCGCGGAAACUGCCGAAGAUCAUCUGGAAUGGUGUGGUCUAGUAGAAAGUAAAUUCCGCUUGCUCAUAGGAACUCUGGAAAGGAACCAAUAUAUAACGCUAGCACAUAUAAACCCUGAGAGUUUUAGUCAGUUGGAAUCUCAACGUGAACCAAACACACAAUGUUCCAUGUGGUUUAUAGGUUUAGAAUUUGCUAAAACGGAAAAUCUAAACGUUAAUCUAACAUACGAUAUUCAGUCAUUUACCGAAACCGUUCAAAAUCAUGCACUCAAUAUUAAUAUGCUCAAAGAGGGCAUGAAACUUGAGGCGAGACAUGUAAAAAGAAAACAGCUUUAUCAGUAUCUGUCUCCGAGUUUGAUAAAACGGGAACGAAAAACGAGUGUUUCAGCAAGAUCACAAACCAACGGAACGGAAAGUAAGAAACGGCAUUCGGAUCCAGGAAAUAGCGACAGUGAUAUUCCUAAUAAGAAAAUGAGGCUGUCAGAAGAACUGCAUACAACGUACGAUGAUAGUUCAAAUAAUUCAACAAGUUUGAAUGGUAACGACGAUUCUAACAGCAACAUUAGCCUAACAGAUGAAGCUCACAAUGUUCCACAAAAUGCUCCGCCACAUACAUCAAAUACUCCAUCAACUCAAGAAGCUGUCUGUACCUGAUAUCUGUAUUGAGCGUUAGCAGCAGUCGAUUUAUGUGUACAUAAAACUUUAUUUUUAGGUCGGGCCACGUAUCUACGUAGACCACUGUCAAUCACGUACGUAUAAUACAUACAAUUCAAAGAUAAUUUUGAAUGGUAAAAUAUUAUCGCAAAGUGCAAUGUUCGUAUUUUUAGCUUUUGUGUAUGUGUGGUUAGAGUGAGUGUGUUUUUGCAAUAUGUGUAUGUAAAUAAUUUAUAAAUAAAAAUAGAAAAACAUCCAUUUUCUUUAUUAUUAGUACAUGUUAAAUUUUUUAUUAAUUUUUGCGGUAAUAUUUUACAAAAUACUGGUGCAUCAUUUUUUAUAACAUAACAUUCUGAAUUGGUUUUGAAAAAGAAUUUUAAGCAGUACUUUGAUGUUAAUUUUAUAUAUUUUUAUGAGACCAUUGGUUACAAAAAUUGUUUUGUGAAAGAUAUUGUAUUAUUUACAUUGCUUAUCAUUAAUUUAGUAAACGUUUAAUUUAUGAUUUAUAUAAAAUACAAAUUUGAUUUUUUGUCAAUUUAUUCUUUAUUUUUGUAUGAGAAAGGGGAAGUAUAAACUGUUUAAAGUUCUUUUAACAGUUGUGUCUAAUUUAGAGAGUACUGUUGCAAAGUAUAGGAUCUUGACAUGUAAACAGUGACGAAAUAAAUAAAUACUUUCCCCUCA
Molecule: messenger RNA, 2661 nt
Organism: Zophobas morio
Lineage: Eukaryota; Metazoa; Arthropoda; Insecta; Coleoptera; Tenebrionidae
Gene: hrg
Product: poly(A) polymerase type 3
Exons: 9
Coding region: 163-1980 (605 amino acids)
Cellular component (GO): nucleus
Molecular function (GO): poly(A) RNA polymerase activity; RNA binding
Source: RefSeq, a predicted model, not a curated record